AGCACUUCCGGGUCAUCCUCAGAUUGAGUGUGUUGUUGAAGCUCGAGCUCGCUGUUUUCUCGGUCUUCUCUUUUCUCUGUAAAUGUCGCAAUGAUGUAGAUAACGAGAAUAUAUUAGAGACUCUCCAUGACAUGCUCUACCGGCAUCCGUCCCCGCGGGAUUCGGCGUGAAGACUGAGGCGUGAACGUCUGAAAGAAGAGGAGGAUGUGGCAGAGUGUUGGUUUGACCGUGCUGGUGAUCGUGGCCACGCUGAUAUGUGUCCUCCUCUUCAUGCUCUUUGGGUGGUACGUGGUGUGGCAGCUCUUCCUGUCUAAGUUUAAGUUCCUGCGGGAGUUGGUGGGAGACACCGGUUCCCCGCAGGCUGAAACCGAGCCCUCUGAGUCCGAGAGUGAACGCAGCUCGCCCCCGACGCCCCGCCACCGACCCAAAACCGCUCGCCAAAGGAUUGUCCCUCCCGACAGCACUACAUAGAGCACUGAACCAGAUCUCCUCCAGUUCACCGUCAUAACCGUUAUGCUAUUUCAGGCUGGAAGGGAGGUCAUUUCUUGUGUAAUGGACCUGCAUCAGUCACUGUGCUCUCCUCCGUCAUGCCUACACUCGUUCACGCCCGGUCUGAAGUUGCGUUUUUUUGUACGAACCAGCUCAGCCACACGUUCAUGUCCCGACUAACACGCUGCUACCCUCGGCACCCGCUGCGUGAAUGCGUAAUAUAUUUACGUGAAAGCGUAUCGACAUGUAUGUGUUACUGUUUAACCAAUCUCUCAAUGACUCAAGCUCACAAAAAACAAGCUGAUGACCAAACGUCCAGCAUUUCUGUGAGCUAACAGCACUACUGUUCACACUGACACCACACUGGUUCUGACAUUUAUGGAAGCCAGUUUCUGCUACAGAAUAAAACAAAACAAAAGGCAAUUGUGCCUUUAUCUCACAAUUCUGAUGGAAAAACAGAAUUGAGAGAUACAAAUACAACGCGGUUCAGAGUUUACAUCUCUCAAUUUUGACUGGAUUCUCUGAAUUCUGAGUUUACAUCUUGCUUGUUUUUUGUUUCCAUCAGAAUUGUGAGAUUAAAAGUUACAGUUAUCCUUUUUAAUUUUGUUUCUAUGGCAGAAACAAGGAAUACUUGUAAAAAAGGUAAUUACAACUUUUUGUCUCACAAUUAUGACUUUUUUUCCUCCCACUGUUAUGUUUAUUUCUCGCAGUUUCUUCUUGAAAUUCUAAGUUAAUAUCUUGAAAUUCUGAGUUUACAUCUCAUAAUUCUGGCUUUUUUCUAUGAAUUCUGUUUCCACCAUGGAAUAGAAAAUAAAGAAGUUUAAAUACAAUGUUUUUGCUUCCGAAUUCUGACUUUUUUCCCGUGCAGUUGUGAGUUUAUAUCUCACAAUUCUAACUUUUUUUCUUAGAAUUUUGAGGUUAUUGUUUAUAUUCUGCAAUUAUGUUUAUAAAUCUCACAAUUUCAACUUUGUUUUCAUAGAAUUCUGAGUUUAUCUUACAAUUCUGAGUUAAUAUUCUGCUAUUCUAAGUUUAUAUCUCUCAAUUCUGGAUUUUUUCUUAGAAGUUUGAGUUUAUCUCAAAAUUUUAAGGUUUAUAUUCUGCAAUUCUUAUUUUAUAUCUCACAAUUUCAACUUUUUUUUCUCACAAUUCUGGCUUUUCUUCUUAGAAUUUUAAAUUUCACAGUUCUGAGUUCAUAGUCUGAAAUUCUGAGAUACAUCUCAUAAUUCUGACUUUUUUCCUCUGAAUUCUGUUUCAACCACAGAAUAGAAAAUGAAAUGAAAUACAUCUUUUUUGCAGUUUACAUCUCACAAUUCUACAUUUUUUCUCUUAGAAUUUUGAGUUUAUCUCACAAUUCUGUGUUUAUAUUCUGUAAUUCUGAGUUUACAUGUCAGAAUUCUGACUUUUUCUUUGAAUUCUGCACAGAUUCGAAAAUAAAGUUAAAUACAGUUUUUUUUUGUCUCAGAAUUCUGACUUUUUGCUUGUAAUUGUGAGUUUAUAUCUCACAAUUCUGACUUUUUUCUUAAAAUUAUGAGUUUAUCUCAGUUCUGAGUUUAUAUUCUGCAAUUCUUAGUUUAUAUCUAACACUUUCAACUUUUUUCUCAGAGAUUAAAUCUCGUAACUCUAAGUUUGUUUGUCAAAAUUGCAAUUACCUUUUAUAUUUUCUAUUCCAUGGCAGAAACAAAAAAUAGAAUUCCAAAUUCACAGUUGUGUGAAAACUCAAAAUUAUGAGUUUUUUUUUUCAGAAUUUCAAGUUUAGCCUAUAUCUCACAAUUCAGUUUUUUUUUAAUAAAGAUUUUUUUUUUUUCGGAGGAAAAAAAAAUUGCAACGCUAAAAAGAAUGGUGAGUUAAAAAGUCAAAAUUAUGAGGUUUUCCUCAGAUUUGCAAAUUUAUCCUAUAUAUAUUAUAUAUAUAUAUAUAUAUAUAUAUUAAGAAAGGUCUAUUUAGUUUAUUUUCUGAGGGAAAAUAAAAAAAUAAAAAAGACAUAAUUGUGAGAUAAAAAGUCAACUGAAACUUCCAUACACAUUUAUCCAACAAGUGCAAUGAAAGCUGCUUUAUUUGUCACAAAAUAAACAUUUUGACAGGACUGCACACAAUAACUGCAUAUUAGGAUAAUGUAAAAUUUUCUUUGUUCCCAGCACAGCACAGUGCUUUAUGAUGGCCGCCAUCGGUCGCCUCCGCUCCGCAUCCUUGUGCCUCUGGCUUGGGUUGAAGUCGUCCUGUUUGAGCGGAUGGAUCUCAGAUACGCCUGCUAUUUGCAGCUUUAUAAAAGCAUUAGAGCUAGAAAUGCUGCACUGACCUCAGGUCAGCCUGACCCUGCCUGUGUGUGAAACUGUCCACAGGUUAACUUCUGAAGAAAUGCCGUUAUCACCAAUGUAGACGGUCACAUUAUUUGUUACAUGUUCUUAUUUUUUGGUCCCUUUUAUGACAGUAGAUGUUUUCCCUUCAUAAUAAAUAUAUUUCAUAAAACA
Molecule: messenger RNA, 2957 nt
Organism: Labeo rohita (rohu)
Lineage: Eukaryota; Metazoa; Chordata; Actinopteri; Cypriniformes; Cyprinidae
Gene: smim13
Product: small integral membrane protein 13
Exons: 3
Coding region: 205-471 (88 amino acids)
Source: RefSeq, a predicted model, not a curated record